Messenger RNA from Aspergillus ochraceoroseus IBT 24754, 545 nucleotides. Its product is annotated as ATP synthase subunit H. Lineage: Eukaryota; Fungi; Ascomycota; Eurotiomycetes; Eurotiales; Aspergillaceae. Bases 21 to 389 code for a protein of 122 amino acids. The record is from RefSeq and is a predicted model, not a curated record. Gene Ontology annotation, biological process: proton motive force-driven ATP synthesis. The transcript has 3 exons.
UCUACCACCUUGCCGCGAUGAUGUCUCAAUCUCUCAGAGCGUCGCGCUCUCUCUUCGCCCGCGUCUCUCGCCAACAGGUUUCUGUCGCUCGCCGCACUUUCCUGACCUCCGCUGUUCGUCGGGCCGACCCUGUCCAGGACCUUUACCUCCGUGAACUCCGUGCCUACAAGCCUACCCCCAUCAAGGCCGGCGAUGCUGAGGCCCAUGUCCAGAAGUUCAGCGCUCCUGCUGCUCCUCAGUCCCCCGAAGAGGCCAACCUUGCCAGUGAUCUAGGUGCCUACGAGAGCCAGGUUGUUGAGGUUGAGGGCCAGGCCGCUACCGGCGAGCCCGCCCCUGUUGAGGAGAGCUGGUUCGAGGAAGAGGAGGAGGAGGCUCACCCUGCCCACUAGGUUUAAUAUUCCUGAGAGAAACCAAGAUCUGGGAAAGCCGGGGCUGAUAGACAAUGGGCUGGGACUCUGAGACGGAUGUCUCCUCUUGUUGAUCCCUGAAGACGCUUUGUAAAUUAAACCUCCUUGGAGCAUAUGAAGUUUCCUUUUUUUUUUUUU